Messenger RNA from Nezara viridula (southern green stink bug), 391 nucleotides. Lineage: Eukaryota; Metazoa; Arthropoda; Insecta; Hemiptera; Pentatomidae. The record is from the annotation of a GenBank genome assembly.
AUCUAAUUGACAACAGCUGAGUCGUCUGGGUUUUGGUUGAAGAGGUGAAAAAAUGAGAGUUACCAAAGCACUUCUUGGACAACAUUUUGGCGAAUUAGCCUACCUUAGGGGCCUUGUUUAUUAUAAACUAAGCCCUUUUGAACAGAGAGCAUUUGCUGGCUUCACAAAAUCUUUAUCUCGAACAGCUUACAGAUUGUCUAGUAAUCUUUUAACAGUGGUUCCACCAUUUAUUGUUGGAUACUUUGUAUUUACUGAAACCGAAAAAACGUUUCAUCAGAUGUGCAGAAAGAACCCUGAAGACUAUGUUAAUGACAAGUAGAUUGAAUCAGAUAAAUAUGUAAAUACUUAUAGGAUUAACUAGAACAAUUGUAAUUUAUUAAUAAAGUUUGCC